ACAUAACCUCACUUGGCAUAUCGCGGCCUUGCUCGACCAUGGCAAAGCGUCUCCGCCGCCGUCUCUGCCGUUUGUUGCCGUCCCUUGGCGGAUUACUCUCCAAGAGUGACGGCGCCGUUCCUCGGCCGUUCGAUUCUGAUGCACCCGGCUUCGACCUCGGCUUUGACGUCGGUUACCCUUCCACUACUCUUCUCCGUGAAUCGCCUCUCGUCUCCCCUUCAUGCUGCUGCUGCUCCCGGCGACGAAGGCAUCCGGGAGGACUUGCCCUUUACCGCUGCCACGCGACGCCGGACUACCUCUGGCGGAAAGAGGAGAAGUGGUUGCACGUAAUGGCCUGCCCUGCUGCCGUCAGCGGCGGUGGCGGUGCCGACCUUCCCCCCGUUCCUCGACAGAAAAUUGACUCCGACGACGGUGUUUUCCCCCCGCUAGUACUCCGACGGGUGCGCCGGCGGAAAGUAGCGACGCGGAAGCCGCGGUUCCGGUCGAGGGCUGGAAGUGACUCCUCGGCGGACGAAGGAGACGCCGACGAGGACGAUGAGGACAGCGGAUGGUUCAGCAGCGGCGACGAAACGAGGCUGACGGCGUCGACAUCGGACGUGGGAUCCUCGGACAAAAUGCGGCGUCGGCGACAGCCGAAGAAAAGCCGCAGAGCAGUGAUGGCAACGAAGAGAUGCUUGUCAUCGACGAUGAGGCGGACGGCGGUCGGGACGCUGAUUCCCUUCGCCACGGCUGCGGUGAGAGAGAGUUUCGCGGUGGUUAAGUUGUCGAAGGAUCCGGAGGCAGACUUUAGGCGGUCGAUGGCGGAGAUGGUGGUGGAGAAGAAGAUCUACGACGCUCAAGGGCUGGAGCAACUUCUGUGCUGCUUCCUGUCGCUGAAUUUGCAGCGCCAUCAUGCUGCCAUUGCAGCAGCAUUCAAGGACAUAUGGGAUAUGCUAAUUCCGGUGCAGGAUGUCGGCAAUGGUGGUGGCUCGCAGUGAGAUUAAGGUAAACACUAGAAUUGGGAAAGUUGCAGGCAGCUAAGGAAUAGUAACACGCAUAGCGUCGCUGUGUAAGUACGUGUGGAAAUUAAGAGACUACGAUACUAGCUCCACUGUUGUGUUGUAGGAGUCGUAGUAGCUAGUGAAUCGUGCCAUAAAAGUAUUGGCGUGUGGUUUGGUCUGUGUGCCAUAAAACUGGUUUCAUCAAUUAUAUAUUUUAAGCAGACUCAAACAAAA
Molecule: messenger RNA, 1214 nt
Organism: Zingiber officinale
Lineage: Eukaryota; Viridiplantae; Streptophyta; Magnoliopsida; Zingiberales; Zingiberaceae
Product: transcription repressor OFP7-like
Exons: 1
Coding region: 39-977 (312 amino acids)
Biological process (GO): negative regulation of DNA-templated transcription
Source: RefSeq, a predicted model, not a curated record